Messenger RNA from Frankliniella occidentalis (western flower thrips), 2695 nucleotides. RefSeq names its product extended synaptotagmin-1 (gene Esyt2). Bases 149 to 2629 code for a protein of 826 amino acids. Gene Ontology annotation, biological process: lipid transport. The transcript is spliced from 18 exons. Lineage: Eukaryota; Metazoa; Arthropoda; Insecta; Thysanoptera; Thripidae. Gene Ontology annotation, molecular function: lipid binding. The record is from RefSeq and is a predicted model, not a curated record.
AAUCCCGUCGGCAAAUUAUUGAAUGCCAUUCGCAUUGCGUGUGGUUCUAUCACAGUCACGCGCAAUGAAUUUUUGAUCUAUUUCGCGCAAGUACUUAGUUCAGUCGUUCAAAAUUUAUGGUCGACAUACGUAAGUUAAGGAAUUCAUCAUGGUUGUUCCCAGCAAACCUGAGAGCAACAACGGGUCUAACCCCAAUCCCGUCGUACGGAGGUCAUCUAGCCCGGGAGUCUUGAGUAUUUUGUAUAGUGUCACCAAAAAGGUUGGCACUGUGGCGAUUGUGUACCUCUUGGGGUACUACAAUAUCAGCGUGGCAUGGCUGAUAGGGCCUGUCAUCCUGUCCGUGGUCCGGGACGAGUGGAAGAAGACCUCAGAUGCCCGUAGGGCUUUGGCCAAGGCUGCUGCCAUGAGCAAUGAAAAGGAAGUGAUCAUCGCUCGUAUUGAUGAGCUCCCUGCUUGGGUGUACUUCCCUGAUGUUGAACGAGCAGAAUGGGUGAACAGAAUUGUACGACAACUUUGGCCAAAUGCAAAUCAUUAUGCCCGAGAUUUACUUAGGACUGUUAUUGAACCAAAUAUACGAAAUGCCUUAGCAGCCUUUAAAUUGCCUGGUUUCAAAUUUGAUAAAAUGAUCCUUGGGACCAUUCCAUUCAGAGUAGGAGGUGUUAAAGUCUAUGAUCAUAAUGUUUCUCGGAAUGAGAUCAUCAUGGAUUUAGACUUCUUCUAUGCUGGAGACUGCGACAUAUCAUUUACUCUCAGCGGCAUUCCAGGUGGAAUUAAAGAUUUUCAGCUUCAUGGCAUGUUACGAGUAGUUAUGAAACCACUAAUCCAGACAAUACCACUAGUUGGUGGUCUUCAACUGUUUUUCUUGAACAAUCCUACAAUUGAUUUCAAUUUAGUUGGUGCUGCAGAUGUUCUUGAUGUGCCUGGAGUAAGUGAUAUUUUGCGUCGAAUAAUUGUGGAACAAGUUGCAGCUUUGAUGGUCUUGCCCAACAAGUUGCCAAUUACUCUAAGUGAUGUAGUUCCUGCCCAUAUUUUAAAGACUCCAGAACCUGAGGGUGUCUUAAGAGUACAUGUUGUAGAAGCAAAAGAACUGAUGAAGAUGGAUAUUGGUGUGCUUGGGAAAGGCAAGUCUGAUCCUUAUGCCAUUAUUACAGUGGGUGCCCAGCAAUUCCGCACCCAGAUAAUUAAUAAUACAGUGAGCCCCAAGUGGGACUAUUGGUGUGAGGCAGAAGUAUCUUCGCAGAAGGCACAAAUCAUUACAGUGCAGUGUUGGGACUGGGAUCCUGGUUUCCCUGGGGUCCAGAAUGAUGAUUUUCUGGGGAGGGCAUCUGUUGAAGUAAGCACAGUGGUGAAGAAAGGAGAGCUAGACAUUUGGCUAACUUUAGAAGAAGCUAAACAUGGCAUGGUUCACCUGCGUUUGUCUUGGCAUACACUUACUGAUGACCUUCAGGCUCUACCCCUAGCUUUAGCAGAAACACAACAGCUACGAGUUACUUCUAUGAGCACUGCCAUUUUGAUGGUUUACCUUGACUCUGCUAAGAACUUACCGGAUGCUCGUCCUGGGCGAAGACCUGAUCCCAUUGCCACUCUUGGGGUCGGCAAAGACACACAGAGCACUCAUGGUAUCUUCCGCACCGAUUCUCCUGUAUGGGAGAGAGGUUUUACUUUCCUUGUGAAGAAUCCUGAAACUGAUUCAUUUACUCUGAAGGUUACUGACCAAAAAACUAACAAUGAUAUUGGCCGGCUGGAAUACCAUCUAGCCAAACUUCUGACCAGUGAAAAUUUGGAACUUAGUGACCAACCACUGCUCUUGCAACAUUCUGGACCUAUUAGCAGAGUCAGGCUUUCUUUGAGAUUAAGGAUUCUGAAACAUUAUGACCCAGAGAUAGAUGGUCCUCUUUUGGAAGGUGAUGAUGAUGCUGUAGAUGGAUCAAGUAUUUCCAGCAAAAGAGAAUCACCAAAGGCAUUGAGCAAGCAGUUCUCUCGUGGUGACUCAGUGAGGAGUGUGGGUGGACAGAGUGUCGGAGGGCAAAGUGUGGGAGGAAAGAGUGUUGGUGGGAGUAGUGUGUCCAGUGUACAGCCAUCAAAAGAUAAACUUUCCACCCAGACAUCAGUUCAGGAGGAAGCAGAAAAUUUCUCUGAGGAAUUAAGCACUCCCCUAGAGUCAACCAAUAAUGCAACUGUGCUUCACCGCACACCCAGUGCAACAUCCUCGGCUGGUGAAGCUGGCUUAGGGCGCAUUCAAAUGACCUUACGUUAUGCUGUUCCACGACAACGUCUCGUGGUAGUUAUCCACAAAGUGGCGAAUUUACCCUCAAAGGAUCCGAACAGUAUUCCUGACCCUUAUGUGAAACUAUACCUCCUUCCUGAGAGAUCUAAAGAAUCUAAACGGAAAACUGAGGUCAUGAAAGAUAAUUGCAACCCUACAUAUGAUGAAACAUUUGAGUAUAUAAUAUCCCUUGGAGACAUUAAUUCACGCCAGCUUGAAGUUACUGUUGUUACAAAAAAGACUUGGUUCCAAUCUCAGAGCCCUGUCAUGGGACAAGUUAUUCUGAAUUUGGGAGACUUGGAUUUAGUGAAAGGAUUUACUGCUUGGUAUGACCUUAUGCCGGAAACUGAACGUGAUUCUUAAUGGAAAAGCAGAGGAAGAAAUAAUUUUCUUAAAAAAAGUUUAAUUUCUAUGAUAUGACGGGUUUUU